AGCUUUGUAUAAAUACCUCCUCUGUUAGCUGCAACAAAUACAAAACCUUCCAGCACAAUGGCUAGCCACAUACAUUCUCUACUAUGGUUACUGGUAAUCAGCUUCACAUAUACCAUGCUCAUUGGCUGUAGUGGUGCGUCUGAUGACGAUCAAAAGGUAUAUGUUGUGUACAUGGGUGAUCUUCCUAAGGCCAGAGGUUUCUCUGCUACUGCCUCUCACACCAACAUUCUACGACAAGUUGUGGGCAGUCGUAGGGCAUCCCAGUCUUUACUCCACAGCUACAAGAGGAGUUUUAAUGGAUUUGUUGCGAAGCUAACAGAGGAAGAGAGGAACAGAUUAUCUACGAUGGAAGGUGUAGUGUCAGUGUUCCCUAGCAGAAAGAAACAGCUACAUACGACAAGAUCAUGGGAUUUCAUCGGCUUCCCACAAGAAGUUGUGCGUGCAAAGUUAGAAAGCGAUAUUAUAGUUGGGAUGCUAGACACUGGUGUUUGGCCUGAAUCCAAAAGUUUUAGUGAUGAAGGAUUUGGUCCACCUCCAAGCAAAUGGAAAGGCAGCUGCCAAACACCUUCUAAUUUCACUUGCAACAACAAAAUCAUAGGAGCCAAGUUCUACAGAAGUGAUGGAGAAAUAGGUGUAGGUGAUUUCAAAUCGCCUAGGGAUUCUGAGGGACAUGGAACACACACCGCCUCCACAGCAGCCGGAGGAAUAGUAGAUGAAGCAAGCUUGUUUGGCCUUGGGUCAGGAACAGCUCGUGGAGGGGUUCCCUCAGCGCGCCUUGCUGUGUACAAGAUCUGUUGGGCUGAUGGUUGUUACGAUGCUGAUAUUUUAGCUGCAUUUGAUGAUGCUAUAGCAGACGGGGUUGAUAUAAUUUCUCUCUCAGUAGGGGGGUCAUUUGCUUUAGACUAUUUUGAUGAUCCGAUUGCCAUUGGAGCUUUUCACUCCAUGAAAAAUGGGAUACUCACAUCCAAUUCUGCUGGAAAUUCUGGUCCUGAUCCUGCAACAAUUACCAACCUUUCGCCUUGGUCUCUCUCGGUUGCUGCCAGCACCAUAGAUAGAAAAUUCAUAGCAUUUGUGCAACUGGGCAACAAAAAUUUUUAUCAGGGUUUUGCUGUAAACACUUUCAUCAGUGGCUCACACCCAAUAGUUUAUGGUGGUGAUGUACCAAACACUGCAGCAGGUUACACUGGAGCUGACUCCAGGUACUGCUUCCCCGAUUCAUUGGAUAAUUCAUCGGUUGCUGGAAAGAUAGUCUUUUGUGAUGAGCUGAGCGAUGGAGAGGGCGCAUUGCAAUCAGGGGCAAUUGGUACAAUAAUGCAAGAUGGGGGCUUUAAAGAUCAUGCUUUCUCCUUUCCUUUGUCUACUUCCUAUCUUACUCUAGAAGAUGGAGCAAAAGUUUUAACUUUUAUUAAUACGACCAGUAAACCAACUGCAACCAUUUUACAGAGUAUUGAUGUAAAAGAUUCAUUAGCUCCCUUUGUUGUUUCGUUUUCAUCAAGAGGGCCAAAUCCUAUUACAAGCGAUCUCCUCAAGCCUGACUUAACAGCUCCUGGUGUGGACAUCGUGGCAUCUUGGUCAGAAGCUACAACAGUAACAGGAUUAGUCGGAGACAAAAGGGUUGUCCCGUACAACAUUAUAUCCGGUACAUCCAUGUCCUGUCCUCAUGCCACCGGUGCAGCUGCAUAUGUUAAAUCAUUUCAUCCGACAUGGUCACCAGCAGCAAUUAAGUCCGCUCUUAUGACAACAGCCUCAACUUUAAGUGCUGCUAAAAACACUGAUGUUGAGUUUGCUUACGGGUCAGGACAGAUAGAUCCUAUCAAAGCUGCACAACCUGGUCUAAUUUACGAUGCAGGAGAGGCAGAUUUUAUCAAAUUCUUAUGCGGGCAAGGUUACAGCUCCAAAUCAUUGCAAAUUGUUACUGGAGACAACACUACUUGUACUUCAGCUACCAAUGGAACAGUAUGGGACUUGAACUAUCCUUCAUUUGCUUUAUCCGCGGAAUCAGGCACUUCAUUUACGCGUACCUUCCACAGAACUGUAACAAAUGUUGGCACACCAGCUUCCACUUAUAAGGCUGUAACAAAAGCUCCAUCAGGACUUAGUAUCAAAGUUGAGCCUAGCGUGCUUUCGUUCAACGCCAUAGGCCAGAAACAGAGUUUCACAGUUACAGUUGCUGCAAAAGUUGGUAGCAAAGUGUUGUCUGGUUCUUUAGUGUGGGAUGAUGGGGCGUUUCAAGUUAGGAGUCCUGUUGUUGCAUAUUCCACUUCCUCCUAGUUUUAUUGAUCUUCUACAUUCAUUUGUUACAAUAAAAAGUUUGAUGAACAUUAUAUGAUUUAGGGGACUGAAGUUUACUUUGUGAGUUGAUUCAUGAUAUCAAAAUAAGAAUAUGGCCGUGUUUGGAAGUUAACGGUUUGGGGAAAAAUUAGAGGUUUGGGGUAAUUUAAAGGUUUGGCUAUUUCAAUUCCGCUAAUGACAGUGUUUGAUAGUUAGCGGAUUAAAACAGAGGUUUGGGCUCAAAAAGCCACUUUGAGGAGUUUUUUGAGUUAUAGGUUUUGGUAUGUGUCAUAAAAAGCUAGUCAAAACAUCUAUUUCAAUCAGCUAGUCAAAACAUCUAAUUCAAUCCGCUAACAGUUAACCGCUGAUUCCCAAACAGGGCCACGUUGUAUUGUUGUCACGGUUGUACAUGUUUUUUUUUUUUUUGCUAAAUACGGUUGUACAAUUUUACUACAGUUAACUUAUAAUUUAUAAUGUUUAUGAAUCC
This is a messenger RNA of Daucus carota subsp. sativus, 2758 nucleotides long. RefSeq names its product cucumisin. The record is from RefSeq and is a predicted model, not a curated record. Gene Ontology annotation, molecular function: serine-type endopeptidase activity. The coding region runs from base 58 to 2271 and encodes 737 amino acids. The transcript has 10 exons. Gene Ontology annotation, biological process: proteolysis. Lineage: Eukaryota; Viridiplantae; Streptophyta; Magnoliopsida; Apiales; Apiaceae.